Diaporthe batatas is the source of this 4521-nucleotide messenger RNA. RefSeq lists its product as uncharacterized. The transcript is spliced from 3 exons. NCBI's taxonomy places the organism in Eukaryota, Fungi, Ascomycota, Sordariomycetes, Diaporthales, Diaporthaceae. Gene Ontology annotation, biological process: cellular response to starvation; regulation of DNA-templated transcription. Bases 1864 to 3921 code for a protein of 685 amino acids. Gene Ontology annotation, cellular component: nucleus. The record is from RefSeq and is a predicted model, not a curated record. Gene Ontology annotation, molecular function: zinc ion binding; RNA polymerase II transcription regulatory region sequence-specific DNA binding; DNA-binding transcription factor activity, RNA polymerase II-specific.
GCAAUUACCAGUUUUGAUGCAAUGCCCACUCCAACGUUUUCCUCCACUCCCCCUAGCGCCCAUGGGUAAGCAAGCAAAAGAAGAGCAAGACAGGACCAGGAAAACGCAGCUCUAGAGAGGCGAGGCACAUGCACAAGCACGAGACGAUUGCCAAUCUACUUGCCUAGCGCAGCAACCGGGACUCCCGACCAGAGGUACUGCCGAGGUGUCUUCCGGCAAUCCGCACGACUGACUACACUUCGAUCACCGCGACCGUGACCGCGACUCUGCCAUUCCCGACAGCCAGCCAGCACUCGGUAGCCCGAACCCGGCCGACCGAACAAGCAACAACACCAACACCCACCCACCCACGAACAAGCGCCUGCGCCCGCGCUCGCGCCUGCGCCUCCCCCUCCCCCACCAAGCUGGGCCCGUCUGCGAGCAACGCCAUGUGCUGAAGGAGGACCGAGGACAGGACGCGUGCCUCUCCUCUUCGAAUUUGCAACCAUCACAGCCAGCCAGCCAGCCAGCCAGCCAGCCAGCCAGCCAGCCAGCCAGCAACAGCGUCGUCUGUACACUCACUCGCCUCCCUCCUCCUCCUCCUCCUCCUCCUCCUCCUCCUGCUGCUGCCGCUCUGCCCCACCCCACAUUCUUCCACCCUUCGUCCCCUCCCCUCCACCCAGGUCGCCGAUCAACCUAGCGCUGCCAUAUGCAACAUUCAAUAUAAGUCGACGGAUAGCUGCAGCAGACAACCCCUCCUACCGCCACCCUCUUGCGAGCACGACACACUUCAUACAACCUCGUCUCGUCCCAGACAGCCAGGAUCCUGUGCCCUACCCGCCAACCCUGUGCCUGUGUCUGUGCUCGUGCCUGUACUCCGUACUCGUGUGCCUGUGCCUGUCCUGUUCUGUCCUGGUCCUGUCCUGCCCCGGUCCCUUGUGUAUUGUGGACCCACAAGGCCUGCCUGUUUUGCAAUUGCAAUUGCCAUCGCGACGCUGGCACCGACUGCGAACGGUGUGAACUGCGACCGCCAACUGCAACUGCAACUGCAUCUGCGACUGCGACUGCGACUGCGACACUUCCCGCGUCCGCCGAAUCCAACGACCGCCAGACAGACCUGCCCACCCCUGUCCCGCCUGCCCUGGCUUUUGCCCUCUCCAGUGCGCGAACACGGUGCCGGUCGCACAAGGAACGCCUCUUUUUACACUGGCCUGACUGGCUGCAAGUCCAUUGGAGAGCUGGCCCUUGUCGUCGUAGCCGUCCGCGGAGAAUACGAGCGACGACUGCGCUGCCAUUGUGGUCUCUCGCGCCUCGACUUGCCCGGACUUCAGCUUCCCUCCUGCGGCAAGUCCUUCUGGAAGCUUGCGAAGCGAUCGACGCCAAUACUGCGGACGAGCACAAGAGGCCCUCCCGCCCCCAAUACGGCCACAGUCCUAGACAUCCCGGCACGGCAUCUGCCUCUCUUCUUUCGCUAGACCAGGGCUGAAGCGGACCUUCGGCCCCUUGGCUUGCCACACGUUGCUUCCUUGCGUCCACGUACCUUGCGUGCUGCGUAGCGGCAGCGCAGCGCAUUGCAUCGCAGCUCGUCGGUGCGUUCCAGAGAAGAAACGGAAAAGCAGCUGGGCGUCUGAGCAGGCCGGGGUCCCUGUGACAGUACUUACUUCGGCCGCAGCUGAUCCUGGUGCCGUGCAACCACCCAAGGAAUUCCUGCAGGAGUUGAGCACAUCUUGCCGUCCAGACCACUUGCUACAACCGGAUCAGGUAGCGCGAGUGGUUCCGCAGAGAGGUCGCCGGCCUUGCAGCGCCGUGCCGUCAUUACGAGCGUCUAGCUCUGGGCACCCUCCCCAUUAACACGCCCGCACAUAUAUAUGUAGCUGGUACACGAUGCCGGAAGAAGUCGAUUCCAACGGAGGCGAGGUCUCAGAUGCCAUGUCUGAGAAUGAGCAUGAGUACGACGACAACGACGCCUCCUACAAAGACGACGACAAGAUGACUGAGAACACCAUAAAGCAAGAGGUCGGCCCUGACGGCGAGGUCAAGAAGAAGUACGACCCCAAGGACCCUCUGCGACCGAGGAGGAAGAAGGCGAGGAGGGCUUGCUUUGCUUGCCAGAGAGCUCACCUUACUUGCGGUGAUGAGCGGCCUUGUCAGAGGUGUAUAAAACGUGGACUAGCGGACCAUUGCCAGGAUGGAGUCCGCAAGAAGGCCAAGUACCUUCAUGAUGCACCGCCAGAAGCCCUGAGGCCGGUUCUGGGCCCAAAUUACAAUCCCAACGCACCCCAGAAUCGGCCCAACGGGCAUCGCCACCCGUCCAGCACCGGGUCUGAGGCGUCUUCCAACGUCAGCAGCUUCUUUUCGCCAACAACCGCCACCAGCUCAUACCCUCUCUUCUCACCAGGGUCCGCGCUGGGGUCAAUAUCGGAAGGCAUGACCUUCAACAGUCAACAGUCCCCCGUGUCGCCCACCUUUCAGCCACCGAACCCCCCGCAGAUGAGCGGCCUCACCGUCCCUCAGGUCUCAGGGGAUAUAUCUGACAUGACCUCGGCCUUCUUCGACCCAAGCAAUCCUGCACUGUACAACUUCAACCUCGAGGGCCUGAACUUUGGGAGCCAGUAUGGUGCCAUGGAAUUCAGCAUGCUCAACCACAUGGCCUCCGGUGCUGCUGACACGCCGCCACGGGAGCCAUCCUUCUCCCAGGCUGGCGCUGGUGAGGCCAACUUUACGGCUGGUGCUUUCGGCAAUGGUAUGCAACAUUUUGAUGGCGGUAUGAUCGGCGAUAUCCUCUCCAUCGACCAGUCCGGAAACCCCCUAUAUACCCAAGGCAACCUCCAGCACGGUCUCCCUCACGCUUACGCCAUUGCUGCAGGCCCAACAAGUUUACAAAGCCCCAGCACCGAUCAUGACAGCCCCCAACCUAGCCACGGCAUCGGAUACGAAAGCUCGCCAACAGCGACCUAUCACAAUGGACCAGGGCCGCAGGUGCUCGGUCCUCAGAAUCGUCCAAAGGCAAAGCCCGGAAUGCCCAAGGUCUUCCCGCAGCCCCUGCUUGGCAAGCGACAACGGGACCCGUCGACCAUCUACGACACGGUCAAAGAGCCAUUCCAAUACGUGCAUAACUUCCACCGGCUGAUGGGCUUCUUGCAGAAGAGGUUCCGGACCAGCAACGAUAAGCUGGUCCGCAUCGCCGUGGCACUGGCGAGCUUCCGACCGUCCUUUAUCUCGGUCACCCGCACGCUAAACCGAGCUGACAUGGUGUUCAUGGAGAAGUGUUUCCAGCGGACACUGUUCGAAUACGAAGACUUCAUGCACCAUGGCUCCAGCCCCACCAUUGUCUGCCGUCGGACUGGCGAGAUUGCUGCGGUGAACAAGGAGUUCACUGCGCUGACGGGCUGGCCCAAGGAGGUGCUCCUAGGGAAUGAAGUCAACAUGAACAUCAACACAGGCGGCAGCGGCGGGGCGUCGGGGGCGACCACCGAUACCCUCACAACCCCGAAGCUGGGCAGUCUGAACGACCAGGCAGACAAGAGCAAGACCUCAGGGAACGAACGGCACCCGCUCUUCAUAGCAGAGCUCAUGGACGACGACAGUGUUGUCCAAUACUUUGAGGACUUUGCACAUCUCGCCUUCGGUGACAGCCGGAGCAGCGUGAUGAGAAAGUGCAGACUGCUCAAGUACCGCACGCAGCAGAGCAUCGACCAAACGGCGAGCCAUCCCAGCAUCAACGAGUCGCCUCCAAAAGACCCAAGGACGAUGUUCCUCAGCAACAGGGUCGCCAAGAUUGACGGAGAGCACGGGAUUUCGAGAAUUGCCAAGGACGGCAAGCUGGAGUGCACUUAUUGCUGGGUCAUACGAAGGGAUACAUUUGAUAUGCCCAUGAUGAUUGUUAUCAAUUUCCUACCAUGUUACUAUCCUGACCAGCAUCCGCACGGCCUGGCGGUAUAGGUUGCCACGCAUUUCACGAUUGUUGGCAGGAAACGGCGCUGCAAGGAAUUCGGAUCUGGGUCAGAAUGCGCUAUACGACAGUCUGGGGUGGAGUUAUGGGUGGUUUUUCGUUUCGCGCCCAUCACCGCACUAGAGAGUGACCAGGGGCAGGGCAAGAGCCGAUCACGGUCACAGUCCCACAGCAAAAGGAAGAGGCUCUCUGGCCUUCUCGGCACAGAACAAGAACUACUACUAUACCCCGUUUGCUUUUUCUGUUUAUUGGGCGGCAUCCUCGGAAGCGAUGAUUCAUUAGAGAGGCUAGUUCAUAUCGACGCGGGCGAUCGACGUGGUCGCGGUCCAUUCCACGAAGCUGAAUCAAGCCGUCAAAAAGUCCCUGAAAUCUACUGCCUGUGCUGCCGUGUCUGUUGUCGUGUGCAACCCCAGAGUAUCCUGGGCCCUCCGGGAUAGCGUGGGGAAGUAGAGGGGCGAGAGCUGCUGUGGUUAAGAUUAUGGCUGGGGUCAGUACUGUGUGACGACGGGACACGCGCUGAGUGAGCGGUUAAGCUUAAAAGAUGGCUGGCUGAUGGGCGGGCAACCACGCAAGAGCGGCCGUCAAUUUUG